UGGAGGAAGGCGCGCAUGCGUAUUGGCGGCGGGGUGGGGGGGGGAGGAGGACUCAGGUGCUCGGUUGGGAAAGUUGCCCGGGAAUCGAACGGCGGACGAAGGUUGCGCCGGGGCAAUUUCCACGCAGGAAAGCGCCGCACAGGAAUUCGCUCCGCAGCCUUCCCGGGAACGCCGAUCGAAGGCAGACGCGGCGUGGGCGGACGGUGCACUUGAGCGUCCGAUUCGUGGAAGGGGAGAUGCUGCCUCCGCCGCCGCUUCCAGCGACCAGGAUCGCGGGUUCCGCCGCUUUGGCUGCCCGCGGCAACGGCGGAGGGAAGAACGGGAAGGGGAUCUGAAACUUUCCAGUGGGAUGCUCCCCCCGCCGCCGCCUUAACCUCCUGCAUCGCUCGCUUUCUUCCUCAGUCGCCCCGGGCGCGCCUGGAGCCUGUUCCGCUACCGGAGCUCGGCGCCUUCGGAUGCCGCCUUUCCAGCUACCUCUCUGCCGCCGGCGGGGAGUGUUGGCUCGGCUUUGCCCUCCGCCUGCAGGGGCGCGGCCGUUCACUCGCGCUGCCCGGUGGCGGCGAGGUUGAGAGGGCUCGGCCCGAGCGGAGAUCGCGGCCGGAGAAAGUCGCCCCCGCCGCCAAGGAGGCUUUGGCUGCGGCUGCCGGUCCCCUCUCGCGGGAUUCCCUCCCUUUCUCGGAGGUGCGCGUCGUCCUUGGUCUUGGUUAUGAAACCCGCCGCGGGGAUCCCCUCCGAGUGAGCCCCUCCGGCCAAGCCGCGAGGACCCGCCUCGCCUCCUUCCCGCCUCCCCGCAGCACCGCACUGUCUUCCCCCCACCGAGAGCGUCCUCAGCCGCCCCGGCUCGCCAUGGGGCUGGAGGUCCCGCCGUCGAGCGUCCCUUCGAAGCCUCCGCUCGCCAAACUGAGAAAAGUUCGCAAGAGGCGGGAGAUGCUGCUGCAACAGCUGGGCUUCGUCUGCGCGAUCCUCUUUUUUGUUUGGUGCAUGGCCAAGCUAGGACAAGAGUCAGCUGUUGUCAACCAAAGUGUUCUGUCAGAAUUAUGGAGGAAUAGAAAAUUGAUGGCAUCCCAUAAUGAGUCACACAAAAAGAACUGCACAGAGCCAGCAAUUCAUGAAUUUCCUCAUGAUUUUUUCAACAACAAAGAAAGGCAGCAAGGAGCAGUAUUGCUUCACAUUCUUGCUGCUCUGUAUAUGUUCUAUGCCUUGGCUAUUGUAUGCGAUGAUUUCUUUGUUCCAUCUUUAGAAAAAAUUUGUGAGAAACUACAUCUGAGUGAAGAUGUUGCAGGAGCCACAUUCAUGGCUGCUGGAAGUUCAACCCCCGAGUUAUUUGCAUCAGUCAUAGGUGUGUUUAUUACUCAUGGUGAUGUUGGAGUUGGAACCAUUGUUGGUUCUGCCGUUUUCAAUAUCCUCUGCAUUAUUGGUGUCUGUGGAAUCUUUGCUGGGCAGGUGGUCCGUCUCACUUGGUGGUCUGUGUGCAGGGAUUCUGCCUACUACACUCUGUCUGUAGUAGUCCUUAUUGUGUUUAUAUAUGAUGAGAAAAUUGUAUGGUGGGAAAGCCUUAUACUCAUCAUUAUGUAUUCCUUCUAUAUACUUAUCAUGAAAUUCAACAUGAAGAUGCAGAAGUUCUUUACUAUCAAAAGUAUGAAUGUUGGUAAUGGCAACACUGUGAACAACGAACUGGAAGAUGGUAAUAAAUAUUAUGACACUAGCCACGAUGAUCCAUCCAUACCAUUGCUAUGGAAAGUGAAAGGAACACAAGAACCUGGACGCAAUUCUGUGGUGAUGGUCGAUGAGAUUAUUUGUUCCAGUCCUCCGAAAUACCGUUUCCCUGAAGCUGGCUUGCGAAUAAUGAUUACCAACAAAUUUGGGCCAAGAACCAGACUACGGAUGGCAAGCAGAUUAAUUAUUAAUGAGCGUCAGCGUCUAAUUCAUUCUUCCAAUGGCCAGUUGAUUCAGAAUGGAAGACAUGAGAAUAUUGAAAAUGGGGCCAUCCAUGCUGACAACCAAGAAGGAACAGAACACAUUGCCCUGUCUCCAUUCUCACCACCAGAAGGAAAAAUGGAAAAAGUUAAAUGGGUCCUGACCUGGCCACUGAUACUUCUCCUCUUUUUCACCAUCCCAAACUGCAGCAAGCCACGCUGGGAAAAAUUUUUCAUGGUGACAUUUGUCUUUUCCACAUUAUGGAUUGCUUUGUUUUCCUACUUUAUGGUCUGGAUGGUAACAGUGAUUGGUUACACUCUAGGGAUUCCUGAUGUUAUCAUGGGCAUUACUUUCCUAGCUGCAGGGACUAGUGUACCAGACUGCAUGGCCAGUUUAAUAGUAGCAAGACAAGGAUUAGGCGACAUGGCAGUGUCCAAUACAAUUGGAAGCAACGUAUUUGACAUUCUUGUGGGGCUUGGAGUUCCAUGGGGUUUACAGACUAUGGCAGUUCAAUAUGGCUCAUACGUUAAGAUAAACAGCAAAGGACUAGUUUAUUCUGUUGUGCUUCUUCUGGGGUCUGUAGCUCUUACCGUUGGCGGGAUCCACCUAAAUAAAUGGAAACUUGACAGGAAACUGGGCAUCUACGUGCUCACCCUCUAUGUCAUUUUCUUGUGUUUCUCGAUACUGAUAGAAUUUAAUGUCUUCACUUUUGUCAACUUCCCAAUGUGCCGAGAAGAUGACUGAGAAGUAAAGCCAAGAAAUGUCAUCUGGGUCUAUUUUGCUAUAAGUGUCAAGAGACAUUUUUACACUUCAACUCCAAAACUCAAUGUCUCUCCUGCUUCAUCAACUUAGAAGCAAUUUACCUGGGAGGAAAGGACAUGUAUCUUUGACAACACACAAGCUCAAGACUACUAAAGCUUUGUCAUCUGUUCUUCUUCCUCCUCUUUCUUCAUCAGGUACCCUCAUUCAGCUGU
Ahaetulla prasina is the source of this 2891-nucleotide messenger RNA. It is a transcript of the gene SLC24A4, whose product is annotated as solute carrier family 24 member 4. The transcript has 17 exons. NCBI's taxonomy places the organism in Eukaryota, Metazoa, Chordata, Lepidosauria, Squamata, Colubridae. The record is from RefSeq and is a predicted model, not a curated record. Gene Ontology annotation, cellular component: membrane. Gene Ontology annotation, biological process: sensory perception of smell; calcium ion transmembrane transport; intracellular calcium ion homeostasis. The coding region runs from base 847 to 2661 and encodes 604 amino acids. Gene Ontology annotation, molecular function: calcium channel activity; calcium, potassium:sodium antiporter activity.